AUGUCUUUUCAUGACUUAAGAAACUCGACUCUUCCAGAGUUCUCUAUCUUGGUGUCAGGUUUAUGCAUGAAAAAACAUUUCGCUCAUGGCGAAAAUGGGUACGUUAAUUCAAACGCUGCCGUGAACAUGUUGCUGAGGCCAGGACAACAAAAGGGUCUGGCUGCAAACCGGAACAAUAAUAUUGAUAGUGAAUGUGGGAGUCUUCCGAUUUCUAUCAUAUCUUCAAAUUUACCAACGAUACUAACAAAUUCAGGCUGUAGAGAUGUUGCCUUGGCAAAGGCACUUUGUGAGUACUGUGUUAAUCUUACCGGGUCUGUUCCUUUACCAACGAUUACCAACCUCCUACACUUCCUAAUGGCUCAAAAAAGCACUGGUGUCAGCCAGCUAUCACCAUGCAUCAUGUCAUGCCACGCGAGAUUAGUAGUGUUUGUAAAUUUGAGCUAUCGCGAGAAAUAUUGCAGAUUGCCAACGCAACAAAAUUCUCCGGACUCUAUUACCACCUCGUAG
Messenger RNA from Botrytis sinoallii, 507 nucleotides. RefSeq lists its product as uncharacterized. Bases 1 to 507 code for a protein of 168 amino acids. The transcript has 3 exons. The record is from RefSeq and is a predicted model, not a curated record. Lineage: Eukaryota; Fungi; Ascomycota; Leotiomycetes; Helotiales; Sclerotiniaceae.